Messenger RNA from Scophthalmus maximus (turbot), 763 nucleotides. RefSeq names its product trafficking protein particle complex subunit 1 (gene trappc1). Gene Ontology annotation, cellular component: TRAPP complex. The record is from RefSeq and is a predicted model, not a curated record. The transcript is spliced from 5 exons. Gene Ontology annotation, biological process: endoplasmic reticulum to Golgi vesicle-mediated transport. Lineage: Eukaryota; Metazoa; Chordata; Actinopteri; Pleuronectiformes; Scophthalmidae. The coding region runs from base 131 to 568 and encodes 145 amino acids.
UUGAUGACAUCAUUUUUCUUCUACUUUAAAAACACAAAUGUAAAUGUAUAAAACCGCAUGAAAUAUUUUUUUCCCGGCAUAUAAGCGGACACCUCUGCAGCGGGGGUCCUACGACUAACAGGAAGAGAAGAUGACCGUACACAACCUUUACAUAUUUGACCGGAAUGGAAACUGUCUGUUUUAUAGCGAGUGGAACCGGAAGAAGCAGGCGGGAAUCUCCAAGGAUGAGGAGUUUAAGCUGAUGUAUGGGAUGCUGUUCUCCAUCCGCUCCUUUGUCAGUAAGAUGUCUCCUCUCGACAUGAAGGAUGGCUUCUUGUCCUUUCAGACCAGCAAGUAUCGUCUGCAUUACUACGAGACUCCCAGUGGACUGAAGUUUGUCAUGAAUACAGACCUGUCCGUGAGCAACGCCCGGGAGACACUGCAGCACAUAUACAGCAACUUGUAUGUGGAGUACAUCGUGAAGAACCCGGUGUGUGUGUUGGGCCACAAUUUGGACAGUGAACUGUUCAGCAGCCGACUGGACGCCUUCAUCAGAGCCUUGCCAUACUACAGCCCCCGAGCCGCCUGAGAGAUGCACACGCACGCACGCACGCACGCACACACACACACACGCACACGCACACACAUACACACUCUCACACACAGAGUUGCAUUGUAUUUAUUGUGAACACGAAUCAGCCUGUUGUUUUGUAUCUUCAUGACUCUGUGUGUUGCUGUACAGCAGCAGGAAAACGUGACUCUUUAAUUAAACGGUUCAACCAGG